UUUAAAAGGUUUUAAAAAAAUUUUUCUGAUGCAUUAAAAGUAUAUAUUUUACUUUACAGUAUUAUUGGAUUAAACAAAAUCGCUAUCGUCUAUACAGCACAAGUGCCACCAAACCCCCAGACACCAAUCUACAAAUAUUGGCCACAGAAGAAAUGGAGAAACGUUAUUUGUCAAAUCCAUUUCCGGAUUAUGUAAAUCCCCAGAGUACAUCGUAUGAAUUCGAUGAAGAGCAUAUCAAGAAUCUUAUUUGUACAUAUGUAGAUGCUAUUUUAGAACACUGUAGUCCUGGUUGCGACGAUGAGGACAUGCGAGGCGACCUAUAUGUAGGCAAUGCUGGCAUUGCAUAUAUGUUUUGGAAAAUGUCCCGCUCACCACGGACACAAGAUUUAUAUUCGGCUUUGGAGCAUGCUCAUGGUUUCAUACGUAAUGCUAAAGCGAAUGCGGAUCGUUAUAAGAAACGUUCAGCUGAACGUUUUUCGUUUUUGUGUGGUAAUGCUGGUAUAUAUGCCGUGUCGGCAGCCAUAUCUCAUGACUUAAAAUUAAUGCAGGAGCUAAGUGACGACUUAAUGAAUUUCAAGGCGGGUAUUACAUCUAGUAAGGAAUUUUUGCAUACAAAAUAUGGUUGCGAUGAGGUGCUGGUAGGUCGUGCUGGCUAUUUGGCCGGCUGUUAUUGGCUGAAUGAUGUAAUGCCGGAAAAGAAAAUUACCGAUGAUGAUUUGAUUUCCAUUUGUCAAAUGGUUAUUGCCAGUGGUCGUGAAUAUGCCAAACAAACAAAAGCCCCUUUGCCUCUAAUGUAUCAAUAUCAUGGCACAGAAUAUUUGGGUGCAGCUCAUGGUCUUUGUGCUAUCUUGCAUAUGCUUUUAGAUAGCCCCUGGUUUAGGACAGACCCUAUAUCUGCUCCAAGCGCUGAACUGAGGGAUAUUAAAAAAUCUAUUGAUUUCUUUUUAAUGUUGCAAGACGACGAGGGCAACUUCCCAGUUGCUUUGGAGGACUUGAAAAGUGGCCGUGAGAAACGUUUGGUACAUUGGUGUCAUGGUGCUCCGGGAGCCGUUUAUUUAUUGGCCAAGGCUUAUCUUAUUUUUAAGGAGGAAAAGUAUUUGCAGGCCCUACGGCGUUCAUCAGAUUUGGUAUGGAAUAAGGGUUUCCUACGUAAAGGUCCCGGCAUUUGUCAUGGUGUGGCCGGUAAUGGUUAUGUGUUCCUGCUUUUGUAUCGUUUAACACAUGAGCCGAAAUACUUAUAUCGGGCAGUCAAGUAUAUGGAACUGCUAACUAACUCGGAAUUCAAGCAACGGGCUCGUACUCCGGAUCGCCCGCAUAGCUUAUUCGAAGGUGUAGCAGGUACGGUCUGCUUUCUAAUUGACCUGCUUGAUCCCGAACAAGCACAAUUUCCAUUUAUGGAUGUUUUUCAUUAAUCAAAGAUAUUAAAAUGUUAAGAAAGGAAUCAAAAAGAAAACCCGUAACUGUGUGACACAUGAGAACACUCAACACACUCAACACUCUAUUCGCACGCAUAUCAGGGAAUCAUCUCAUAAGGCCGUAUUUAAUUUAAACAAAACCUAAGAGACGACCUUAUUGUAAUUUUUUUUGUUCUUAUUUUUUGUAUUUUAUUGAUUCAUAAAUUUUUAUCAACUUAAAAUUUCAAUCAUAGACUGAUCGGCAAUCUUUCGUACCCGAAUUGUUUUUAUAUAUACAAAUAUCUACAAACAUUAAUGUAAGCAUACAUAUAUACCUAUAUGUGUGUAGAUAUAUAUAAUUAGCAUUAGUUCUAAAAUAUUGGUACACGGUUUGGUCGAUAUUUCGAUUCAUUUUUGCGGUGCUUUAGAAAACAUACUCCAAAAUAAAAAAAAUAAAAAAACAAAAAAAAAAUAUCUAAAACUGAACUAUAAUUAUGGAUUGGAUGAUGUUAUUUAAUUCAGUCAUAAAUUUUAAUAUUUACACUAGAAGAGAAUAAAAAAUUCGAAUCAAAAAAUUCUUAUAACAACAAGAGAAAAAUAUUCAAUAUUUUUAAAAAAAGAAAUCUUCAUUGAAAAUAAUUAAUACAAUAAACUAUUAUAUUCUCAUUAUUGCAUCACAUUUUAUAAAAUUAUUUUUUAGGUUUUAAAAACAGUCGAUAUGGAUAAUUCC
This is a messenger RNA of Glossina fuscipes, 2124 nucleotides long. Its product is annotated as lanC-like protein 3 homolog. Bases 153 to 1412 code for a protein of 419 amino acids. Lineage: Eukaryota; Metazoa; Arthropoda; Insecta; Diptera; Glossinidae. The record is from RefSeq and is a predicted model, not a curated record. The transcript is spliced from 2 exons. Gene Ontology annotation, cellular component: plasma membrane. Gene Ontology annotation, biological process: carbohydrate metabolic process; peptide modification.